Messenger RNA from Triticum turgidum subsp. durum (durum wheat), 2868 nucleotides. Lineage: Eukaryota; Viridiplantae; Streptophyta; Magnoliopsida; Poales; Poaceae. The record is from the annotation of a GenBank genome assembly.
AUGGCGGUGACGAUGGCGAGCGUAUCCACCGGCGUGAUGAACUCCCUCCUCGGGAAGCUCGCCACGCUGAUGGGGGAUGAGUACCGCAAGAUCAAAGGCGUUCGGAACAAGGUAGCGUCCCUUCUGGACGAGUUCAGUAGCAUGAGUGCUCUGCUUGUGAAGCUCGCAGGCAUGGAUGAGCUUGACGUUCAGGCCAGGGAGUGGAGGGACCAAGUCCGGGAGAUGUCAUACGACAUUGAAGACUGCGUCGACGAUUUCAUGCGUGACCUCGGACAAAAAGGCGCAACCACUGGCUUUCUGAAGAAGACUGCCGAGCGCCUGAAGAAGCUCAGGGUGCGCCAUCAGAUGGCCAACAUGAUCCGUAGGAUCGAGACUCGUGUAAGUGAAGUGCAUGACCGGCGCACGAGGUACAAAAUUGAUGAGUACGCCCCGUCAUCUGGCAUUGUCGCUGUCGACCCAAGAGUGAUUGCCAUCUAUGCUGAGGCGGCCGGUCUUGUGGGCAUCGAUGCUCCAAGAGACGAGCUCAUGAAGAUGUUGAUGGUUGAAGGGAAAGAGCUGAGGGUGGCUUCUAUUGUGGGAUUCCCUGGUCUUGGAAAAACCACACUUGCAAAUGAAGUGUACCGUAAGCUUCAAGGACAAUUUGAUUGUCAUGCAUUUGUUUCGGUGUCUCAAAAACCAGAUAUGCCGAACCUUCUCAGUAAUUUGCUACUGAAACUUGCGGGGCAACACUCUUCUCAAAUGGGCAAGUUGGACGAUACGAUCACCGGUAUCAGGGAAUAUCUGUCGAAUAAGAGGUACUUAAUCAUAAUUGAUGAUUUAUGGGAUUCGCUUGCAUGGAAGGUUAUUAGAUGUGCUUUUCCAGAAAACAGUCGUAGCAGUAGAGUGCUAACAACUACAAGGAUUUACUCUGUUGCCGCUACUUGUUGCUCUAAUAGCAAAGAGUAUGUUUAUAAGAUGAAAUCAUUGGAUGACCAGGACUCAAGAAGACUAUUUUUUAGUAGAGUAUUUGGUUUUGGAGAACCUUGCCCUGUCAUAUAUGCGGAGCUUUCAACAGAUAUUUUGAAAAGAUGUGGUGGUUUGCCCCUUGCCAUUAUCAGUAUAUCAAGCCUUCUUGCAGGUCAAUUGAAGCCAAUGUGGGAAUAUGUAAGGAAUUCCUUGGGAUCCAUGUUUGAAGGCAAUCCUACUCUAGAAGAAAUGAAACAAAUAUUGGACCUUAGCUACAGAAAUCUUCCUCACCAUCUAAAGACAUGCCUGCUUUAUCUUGGUAUGUAUCCAGAGGAUUACGAGAUAAUGAAGAAUGACUUGUCGAGGCAAUGGAUAGCUGAAGGUUUCGUGAGUUCAAUCAAUGGGCUAGAUGCAGAGGAUGUUGCAGGGAGCUACUUCAACGAGCUCAUCAACAGAAGCAUGAUCCAGCCUGUGGAGAAGGACUGUAAUGAUGAGGUGUUGUCGUGCAGAGUACAUGAUGUAAUGCUUGAUCUUAUCAGAUCCAAAAGCACAGAAGAGAAUUUUAUUACUGUAAUGGAUCACCAACAAAUUGUGACAGGGAUGAACAAGCAGAUCCGUCGAAUAUCACUCUGCAACGGCGGUGAAGAACGCGGUGUGAUGCCGGCGAUAACCAGCGAGUCACUAUCAAGAGCUCGCUCAGUCGCAGUUUUCAGAACCGUUUUCUGGCCUAGUUUACUGGGGUUCAAGUAUGUUCGAGUUCUACACCUUGAAUAUCCAAAAAGUGGAAGGCUGGAUCUUACUGGUAUGUGUGGGUUGUUUCUACUAAGAUAUGUAAAGAUAGCCUGUGAUUACAAUACAAGUUUGCAGCUACCUAGUCAAAUCGGGGAGCUAAGGCAAUUGGAGACUUUUGAUUUACAGUGGUCACCGCUGGUGAGCAUUCCACCAGAUAUCGUUGGUUUGCCCCGGUUGUCGCAUUUGGUUGUCCCAAAAUGUACUUUGUUGCCUGAUGGGAUUGGCAGCUUGAAGUCACUGCGCACUCUACAUGGGUUUGAUGUAUCAGAAAACUCGAUAAACAACAUCGAGUGCCUUGGUGAGCUGAACAACAUGAGAGAUCUUGAUCUCUAUUGGUCAAGGACGGAGACCUUGGGGGAAGCAGAGAAUCGCAUGGAUGCCUUGCGUUCUUCCCUCGAAAGGCUUUCACAUUCCAGCAACCUAAAGAAUCUUGUUCUGCAGAAUCUUUCUUCGACGCUGCUGGUUGGUUGGAGCACACUGUCCUCUCCACCUCGCCAUCUCCAGAAGCUUGAUCUGUUUGGUUGUGUGUUUUCAAGGGUCCCCAAGUGGAUGUGUCAACUGAGCGACCUCCACUGGUUGGUUCUUAGGGUUGAGAAGGUGGUCUCUUCCAAGGACGAUGGUGAUGUCGAUAUUCUUGCACGGUUGCCCUCUCUUAUCCACCUUGAGUUGCAGAUCGAAAAAUGCCCAGAAGAAAGGGUCAUCAUCACCGGCAGCGGCACGGCGUUCCAAACUCUCAAGCACCUGAAGUUCUCUUGCCCUAAGCUGCUGCUGGCCUUUGAAGCAGGAGCCGUGCCCAGGCUCCAGCGACUCGAGCUGCGGUUCAGUAUAAAGGGAUGGCAACAAGGCAGCAGUGCGUGCCUGCCCGCUGGCAUCGAGCACCUGCCACCUGGCUUCAGAGAAGUCAGUCCAAUGCAGUUUGACCACUUCAGAGAGAGGCUCAAUAGACGCGAUGCAGCUGCUGCGAAGUCUGCACUGAGGAACGCUUUUGCAUGUGUAGGAAUAACAAUGGUGAGAAUCAGUGGAGGGGACGCUGUUCUGAAAGCCACAACCGCUUGUUCCACUAAUAACACUGUACCAGAUGAGCUCGCUAUCCUCGGAGCAACAACAGAAAUCAGUGACUAUUCAAGCUGA